Molecule: messenger RNA, 1849 nt
Organism: Daphnia carinata
Lineage: Eukaryota; Metazoa; Arthropoda; Branchiopoda; Diplostraca; Daphniidae
Exons: 6
Coding region: 58-1692 (544 amino acids)
Source: RefSeq, a predicted model, not a curated record
UUUGAAAAUCGUUGAGACGUCAGUUUGAGCGAAAAAGUGAGCAACGCUGAGAGAAAAAUGUGUUCAACUUAUUUCUUUGCGUUUGCAAUAGGGAUUUUGCAUUUGUGUGUUGUUGCAAAUGUAGAAUGCAAGAUAACAAUCCAAGAUUCAGUUCGUAAAGAAAGUUAUAGAUACUCUGUGCUGAAAGAUGACAAACAAUUACAAGAAGGACAGCUUAAUUACAAUUUGGUGGUGCGCGAUUCUCAAAUGCCACGUUAUGGUUCCUGCUGGAAAAAUGCACUGAAAGAAUUGGAAAGUGGUUGUAAACAUCUAACUGAUGACAUACAAAGGUGGUUGGCUCUACAGUUCACUAACUGUUUUCUGGAAAAGGCUGGACAAACCACUUACCCAUGUGAACGGGAAGAGGAUAUCAGUGUUUGCCUCAGUCAGAUGAACAACAAUGGUUUUACAGCAUUUACCAACUUCUUCACCCACACACAGAGUAUGUGUUACUUUCUACAGACCCAAGUGUGGCAAGAAGAAACGGAGAAUACAGUGGCAAAGUUAACUGAUAACUCGAUCAAAGUUGUUCAGACACUAGAAGAUACCAAUGAACUACAAGAUGCAAUCCUGGAAGCUCAAAAAAAGUCUUUGGCUCAACAAGAACGCCUUCUUGAAAGUAGUUCACAACUGGGCUUAGCUCUUGAUAUGUCAAAAGACAAUGUAAAAGAUAUGCUAGAUGAGUUCAGAUUAUCAACCAGUGAACAAAGAAAUAUGAUCUUUGAAGUCUUUGAUCGGCUUUCAAAACUACAAAAUCUUGUUUUAGGAGAAGUAUCCGGAUUCUAUAGCUUAAUAUUCUACCCAACAGCUCUGCUGACGGUUUAUUUACUGACAUCAACAUCUCGCACUGCCGCCGCUCGCUUUUGGUUGUUUGUUCUUUUCGGCUGUAGUUUAGCAUUGGAACGAUGUAUUGUCCAUUUGACCGUUUCCGACGACUCUGGAUACAUGCCAGCUGAUGAAGCAUCUAAAGAAAUGUAUUGGAGGAUAUGGCUGGUGAGAAAAUCAGCCAUGCUGCUUUGCAUUGUGUUGCUUACCUAUUUCGCCUACAAAUUUCAGGACUACAAUCUCAUUAACAAUACCCUGUUGAUGCAAAUUCAACGACAAAAUUUAGAGCUGAAAGGUUAUUUUGAAAGUAUGGGUGGCAUAGCGAGUACGAAUUUGUUGUCGUCUGAUGUAGUGGACUUCGACAAGAAAAAAUUCAACAUCGAUUUCUCUGAGAGCUCGGACAGUGAAUUUUCCUACAAUUCCGAAGCAAGUGAUGAGACCUAUGUUCCAUCCUCAGACGAAGAUGCAUAUAUCACAGCCAAGUCUCGGUCUUCCAGUGUCGUUCCCAGUCCAGAAUCUGUGCUUCAUGUUUCUUUUGAUGAAAUUAAAAAGGAAAUUAAAACCGAAAGACCUGUUUCGCGCACAAGUCGAAGUAGCCGUAGCAAUACGCCAGCGAUUCAAUCUGCCUACAAUCUCCGAAGUCGCUCGAGUCUCCGCUCUCUAAACACGUCUACCAUGAAUAACGAGCUAAAUAAUGAAAGUCCAGAGGUUUUUGGUCGUAAAGUAAAAGAGAUGGAGAGAGUCAUGCGGCACCAUACCCGCCAGGUGAUUCAAUCAGUUAAGAAAACUACUCCGUCCUACUUUUCUUCUGAUGAUGAAUGUCUUUAAAGUUUUCCUAAACUAAAAUGUUAAAUUCUAAUUUGUCACCCACGCUACUGCAAACCCACUUACUUCCAUGCGCAAAAUUUAGUUUUAAUUUGGGAAUCCAAAGUUUAUGUGCCAUAUUUAUUUUAUUACUGCGAUAGCAUCGAAGAAAAUGUUUCAA